AAUUCUACUUUAGGUUGGUUUAGCUGUAGAUGACAUCAAAGAAGUACAAGAACAGGCUGUACUGAAAAGAUAUGCCAUGCAGGUGGAAUUGGCAUUGGAUGUGGAACAGUUGAUACCACAGUUUAUCCGGCGGCGUUUUAUUGUUAGAAAAGAGACAAUCAUGCCUAACUAUGUUUACGGAAAUCCUGUAACAAGACUGUAUUAUUACUUUGCUGGAUCUGGUGCCAUCUCAGCGCCCUCUAUUGCUAAGGCUUUGAACCCAGACAAGGAAACAGUAGAUGAAAUUCUGCAACAGCAAGAACAGAUGUCAACCACUAUCUCAAACAUUCGCAAUCGAAUGAAAGGAAUGCAGUAUCAGAAUGAUAAGAUAGAGAGUAUGCUGGCUGCUAUUAUUGCACAUAAUAAUGUUCCAUAUGAAGAAGAAGAUACUCAGUGGAUGUAAUAUUAUGUGAUAGAAACAAUUGCUACAACGUAUAGAACUAAGUUUUUAGAGAGCUGUGUAUGUGUGGUUGUACUCCGAUCACAUGUAUUGUGAGAUUUCAUGAUAGAAGGGUUGGUUUUUAUUUAUAUAAAACAGUUUUACUAAAAUAUUUCAUAAUACACUCUAGAAAGCAUUCAUACAGCUUUGCUGGAAUUAUGGAACUAUUAUGUGAAAUGUUUGAUAGAUGGAUGAAUAACAAGGAUUCUGCAUUUCUUCAGCCCGCAGUAAUUCAGAAUAGAAACUAAUCUUCAUGAUCGAUGUGUAGAAAAGCAAAACAAUCGUCAGUGUAUGGAUACACUGAAAAACAGUAUAAUUCCUACUAUCAAUCAUGUCACAUAAACAGUAUAAUUGCUACUAUCAAUCAUGUCACAUAAA
This is a messenger RNA of Saccoglossus kowalevskii, 856 nucleotides long. RefSeq names its product transient receptor potential cation channel subfamily A member 1 homolog. Gene Ontology annotation, biological process: monoatomic ion transmembrane transport. Lineage: Eukaryota; Metazoa; Hemichordata; Enteropneusta; Harrimaniidae. Gene Ontology annotation, cellular component: transmembrane transporter complex; membrane. The record is from RefSeq and is a predicted model, not a curated record. Gene Ontology annotation, molecular function: protein binding; monoatomic ion channel activity.